AUGAAGAGACCUACUUUUGAAUUGGGGAUGGAGUUUCCAAACUCCAAGGUGUUUAAGAGUGCAAUUAGGAAGCAUGCAGUUCAAACAAGGAAGGAGAUUAGGUUUCCAACAAACACAAGACAUAAGGUUUUGGCAAGGUGUAAGACAUCUCCUGGUUGCCCUUGGAGGAUCUAUGCCUCUACUACCGACUUGGAUAAUCCCACCAUUUUCAUUAGGACUCUGAGGGAAGGGAUGCAGAAUGCUAUCAACAAGGAUUUUGAAAUGGAGGUGGAUUAUCAGAUGCGUUAUAGAGCAAGAGUGAAGGCACUUAAGCUUGCACAAGGGAGCCAUGCAGAUCAAUAUGACUUGUUAGAGAGCUAUGCUCAUGAGCUCAAGAAGAGGAAUCCAGGAACUUCUGUUUGGAUUCACACUGAACUUGAUGGAGAGCUUGCAAGGUUCAAAAGGAUCUACAUAUGCAUCGAGGCAUUGAAGAAGGGUUGGAAGGAGGGGUGCAGACCCUACAUAGGGUUAGAUGGGUGUCAUUUGAAAUCAGUACAUAAGGGGCAGUUGCUUUCAGCUGUGGGGAUUGAUGGGAAUAAUGGGAUUUAUCCCAUUGCAUGGGAAAUUGUGGAAGCAGAAACAAGGGAGACCUGGACAUGGUUUUUGGAGGGAGACCUGGACAUGGUUUUUGGAAUUUUUGAAGAUUGA
Rosa chinensis is the source of this 687-nucleotide messenger RNA. RefSeq lists its product as uncharacterized. Bases 1 to 687 code for a protein of 228 amino acids. The record is from RefSeq and is a predicted model, not a curated record. NCBI's taxonomy places the organism in Eukaryota, Viridiplantae, Streptophyta, Magnoliopsida, Rosales, Rosaceae. The transcript is spliced from 3 exons.